Molecule: messenger RNA, 613 nt
Organism: Pelecanus crispus (Dalmatian pelican)
Lineage: Eukaryota; Metazoa; Chordata; Aves; Pelecaniformes; Pelecanidae
Source: RefSeq, a predicted model, not a curated record
AUGGGGGAACCGUGGAAAAGUCUAACAAACAAAUCAUUGGAUGAUCAGAGAACAGAACCUGAAAUUCCUGGAUUAAAGCUGGCAAAUCCAGCUGUUCUACCAGCACCCCAGAAAGCAGAUGCCAACCUUGGCGACUACUCAGAGCUUUCAUCGCAGAAGCCACCAAAACUGCCUCAUAUUCGGCGUGGUCCUUCCAAUCUUCAGAUCAAGCCACCAUGGAGGGAUGGGAGGCUGAAGACCCGACAUGAUACCAGCAUUGUUGUAGAAGAGCCCAUCCAGGCUGAUAAAGAAGAGAAAACGGAGAAAUCUGUUAUCAGCUGGAGAGGAGCAGUGAUAGAACCUGACCAAAGCACUGAACCUCCAUCUAGUAAAAUAAAGGAACCAGAAAAACCUUCAUCUGUGGUAGCUGAAGACCAGAAGGAACCAGUGCCCAUAAACGAACGUCAGAUGGCUGUGAUAGAAGCGUUCCGCCAUGCAUGGAAAGGAUACAAGGAUUUUGCCUGGGGCCAUGAUGAGCUGAAGCCUUUGUCCAAGUCCUACAACGAGUGGUUUGGACUUGGGCUUACCUUAAUUGACGCCUUGGAUACCAUAUGGAUUUUAGGCUUAAAAGAAG